ACAGAAACACACAGUGGAUACUCAGUAGUUCGCCUCCCUGCAGCUGCUGCACCAGAACCACCUCAGGCCCGAUUCAACAGAACCUUCUGCUGUUGAGAAUCCAAACAGGUUCUGGAAGUUCAGAAAAUUGACUUUUAUUUUGAAACCACUUCCUUCCUGUGGUCAGGAAAUAAACUUCAGCGCUCCUCUUCCUCAUCUGAGGAAGGAUGAAGCUUCUUCUGUCUGCCUGCAGCUGGACCAGAACCAGGACCAGGUUCUGGUUCCAACUGGUUUCAACUUUCUGGGAGGAGGAAGUGAUGCGGUGGUGACUUCCUGCCUGUGCAGCCAAUCAGCUGAUCUUCAUUGGCACACAGACAGGAAGUGACAUCAUGCAAAUCAGCUGGUCUGUCCAGGUCUACUUCCUGGGGCUGAGGUUCUGAUCCGGUCAAAGUUCUGCUGGCCGAGGCCCGGUUCUGCAUUCGGAACCAGCCUGACCCGGGAGUCACUUCAGAACCCCAAGGUCCGACCGAACCGGUACAUGGAGCAGGAGGAACAAUCCGGGUCAGAACCGUGACAACCGAACCGGGUCAGAAAAAUCCUGAUUCCUGAGGUCUUCAUUGUUCAAAAGUUCUGAAAAGUUCUGACUGCUGGAUCCAUCCAUCCUCUGGUCCUGCUGCUGUGUUCCUGGUUCUGCCCAGCAGGGGGAGCUCUUCCCCCCAUGGAGGUCAGGGCAGCUGCUGCUGAUCCGCCCUUCCGGAGUCACCGACUGCCCUCCCUCUCUCCCUCUCUCUCCCUCCCUCUCUCUCGCCUCCUCCCUUCGGUCAGUCCAGCAGCGUUUCCUCCUCCAGCAGCAGCUCCUCCAUCUGCUCCCUGUUCUGUGGCCGUGUCCGGACCGUACUGCUGUGGAGCCCUGGUGUCUGACAGGUGAACUCACCUGAGAAAGACGGAAGUUUUCUGCAGGAUCUUCUCUGGAUACUUUGUCAGUUUUUCUGUUGAUCACGAUGAAAAGAGCCGAGAGCAGCUCAGGUAGGAGCAGGUGUUCAGCGCGUUGGCUCGUUGUGGAACCGGGCGGUACGGAGCCAAACGACACCCGCCUGGACCGAGGCAGGGAGGAUUUCCUGGCUCAGCCUGGGAAUGUUCAUGAGUUCAGACGGGUUCAAAUUGAACCCGUUCAUGUUCACUGUUCACCAACAACAAUGGAUGUUCUGUUGGGUCGUUGGCUCCAUUGGGUCUUUGAUUUCAUUGGGUCGGUGGUUCUGGUGGGUCAACUCUGGGUUGACCCAACAUCGUUGGUCACAGUGUUUUGUUCUCUGCAGGUUCUGAUUGACCCAAUCUGAACCAAGACGACCCACUACGCAGAAAUGUUCUGGAGGAAGGAGGCCGGGACUCUUCUGAUGGUUCUGCUGGUUCUGUUGGACCCGUCCGCCGGACGUGAGCCUCGGCGGCCUGGGUUGAGGCGGCGCCACGCCAGGGACCAGGAGAGCCGGCGCCCGUGGCAGAAUAUCACGCUGGCGGUGAUCCUCCCUCAGAACGCCAGGUACCCCUGGGCCUGGCCUCGGGUUGGACCCGCCGUGGAGCGGGCCGUCAGAACCGUCAACUCUGACCCGACCCUGCUGCCCUACCACCGCCUCAGCUAUGUGUUCAACAGCAGCGAGGACAGGAACGGGAUCUGCUCCGAAUCGGUGGCGUCGCUGGCGGCGGUGGACCUGAAGCUGGCCCAAGACCCGUGGGCGUUCAUCGGCCCCGGCUGCUCCUACGCCGCCGCGCCGGUCGGCCUGUUCACCGCCCACUGGGACGUGCCCAUGAUCACGGCGGGAGCCACAGCCGUGGCGUUCUACAACGGCGUCUACCCCUCCAUCACCAACACGGGCCCCACCCACAAGAAGCUGGGCCGGUUCGGCCUGCGGGUCUGCCUGGAGUCCGAGUGGAGGGAACACGUGGCGCUGGUGUUCAGCGACCACAAGUACGACGACCGGCCGUGCUACUUCGCCAUCGAGGGUCUGUACGAGGAGCUGAAGGCGUUCAACAUCAGCACCCAUCACAGCGUGUUCGAGGAGAAGGAGAUCGACUUCGCGCAGAUCCUCGCCGACAUCCAGAACAGCGGCCGCGUGAUGUUCGUCUGCUGCUCUGCUGACGUCUUCAGGAAGCUGCUGGUCCACUUCUGGCGGGCCGACCUUCCUCACCACGAGUACGUCUUCCUCUUCAUCGACCUGUUCGCCGACAGCCUGAGCUCCGGAGGCCGGUCGCCGUGGGAACGAGGCGACGAAGACGAUGCCGCAGCCAAGGAGGCCUUCCAGGUUGUGAAGUUUCUGACCUAUCAGGAGCCUCAGAGCUCCGCCUACCAACAGUUUGUCUCCAACCUCAAGAUGGACGCCAGGAACUGGUUUAACUACAGCAUGGACGACUCUCUGAUGAACAUCAUCGCCGCAGGGUUUUAUGACGGCCUCAUGAUUUACGCCAGCGCUCUGAAUGAAACUAUGGCGGCUUCAGGAACCAGACCGCCAGGGAGAAACAUCACCGCCAAGAUGUGGAACCGAACCUUUACUGGUGUGGCAGGUCCGGUCCAGUUGGACGUGAACGGGGACCGGGAGAUGGACUACGCUCUGUGGGACUGGGACUCCAACCGCAGCGCCUACCGGGUGGUUCUGACCUACCGCAGCUCAGAGCAGAACUUGACCAAGGUACCUGGGUCGGCCCGGUUCUGGUUGGGUGGAACCAGGCCUCUGGACGUUCCCUUCUGCGGCCUGAAGAACGACAACCCAAAGUGCCUCACAAGAACCAUCACCGUCCACCAGAUGGCUUCCAUCCUGGUCUGCUUCCUCAUCACCAUGACGACCACUGUCGCCAUCUUCAUCUACAGGAGGCUGAGGCUGGAGCGGGAGCUGGUGGCUCAGCUAUGGCGAAUCUCGUGGGAAGAUCUGCACAUGAGCAGCAUGGAGAAGGUUCUGCGGAGCGGCAGCCGGGUCACCCUGUCGCUGAGAGGCUCCAACUACGGAUCCUUGAUGACCGGAGACGGAAACCUGCAGGUGUUCGCCAAGACUGGCUACUGCAAGGGGAACAUCGUGGCCAUCAAAUACUCCAACAGGAAGCGGAUUGAGCUGAACAGGAAGGUUCUGUUUGAACUCAAACACAUGAGAGACGUCCAGAAUGAACACCUGACCCGGUUCAUCGGGGCGUGCAUCGACCCGCCGAACAUCUGCAUCGUCACCGAGUACUGUCCCCGAGGCAGCCUGCAGGACAUCCUGGAGAACGACAGCAUCACCCUGGACUGGAUGUUCAAGUAUUCGCUCAUCAACGACAUUGUGAAGGGAAUGGUUUUCCUUCACAACAGUGUCAUCGUCUCUCACGGUAAACUCAAAUCGUCUAACUGCGUGGUGGACAAGCGCUUUGUCCUCAAGAUCACCGAUUAUGGCCUGACCAGCUUCCGAUCCGACCCGGACUGCGGCAGCGACGCUCACGCCUACUACGCCCAGAAGCUGUGGGUGGCUCCAGAGCUGCUCCGGAUGGAAUCUCCGCCUCCUCAGGGGACGCAGAAAGGAGACGUGUACAGCUUUGGGAUCAUCCUGCAGGAGGUGGCGCUGCGCCGAGGAGCCUUCUACCUUGAGGGGGCGCUGCUGAGUCCCAAAGAGAUCGUGGACCGGGUGAUUUUGGGCGAGUGGCCCUGCCUGCGGCCCACUGUGGACACGGAGGACCACCGAGAGAGUCCAAGUCCCAACGAGUCCAAACCCGAGGUGGGCCAGCUGAUGCAGCGCUGCUGGGCCGAGGAGUCGACUGAGAGACCAGACUUCAACCACAUCCGCCUGCUGCUGCGCAAGCACGGCACAGAGUCCAGGAACAACAUCCUGGACAACCUGCUGUCCCGCAUGGAGCAAUACGCCAACAAUCUGGAGGAGCUGGUGGAGGAGCGCACCCAGGCCUACCAUGAGGAGAAACGCAAGGCCGAGGCCCUGCUCUACCAGAUACUGCCACACUCGGUGGCAGAGCAACUGAAGCGCGGAGAGACGGUUCAAGCUGAAGCCUUCGACUCGGUCACAAUCUACUUCAGUGACAUCGUUGGUUUCACCGCCCUGUCUGCAGAAAGCUCCCCCAUGGAGGUCGUGACUCUCCUCAAUGACCUGUACACCUGCUUUGAUGCCAUCAUUGACAACUUUGAUGUUUAUAAGGUGGAGACCAUCGGUGACGCCUACAUGGUGGUCUCCGGGCUGCCGGUGAGAAACGGGAAGCGGCACGGCAGGGAGAUCGCCCGCAUGGCGCUUGCCCUGCUGGCUGCCGUCCGAACCUUCAGGAUCCGCCACCGGCCGGAGCGGCAGCUGGAGCUGAGGAUCGGGAUUCACAGUGGUCCGGUGUGUGCCGGAGUGGUGGGUCUGAAGAUGCCACGGUACUGCCUGUUCGGGGACACAGUCAACACAUCUUCACGGAUGGAGUCCACUGGGGAAGCGCUGAAGAUUCACGUGUCUGCGGCGACCCGCGACGUCCUGAUGGAGUUCAACUGCUUCCAGCUGGAGCGCCGAGGGUCCGUCGACGUCAAGGGGAAGGGAACCAUGACCACCUAUUGGCUGCUGGGGGAGAGCAGCAGCCAAUGAGGACACAGCGGUGACGAAGGGGGCGCAGGAUGGUUGUUUCCUGCCGAUGGAGGAUCGUUCUGGUACUGGUUCUGGUCAGAUCCAGAACUUUAGGAGGAGAAACAUCAUCCGAAGGAGGAAAACAGACCGAAUCAGGACCUUUCUGCAGAGCCUGAUCAGGAAUCCACACUUCUCUGGCCCGGUUCCGUCUCCUGACCCGGUUUCUCGUUCCAGCAGCAGAUGAUCUUCCUGCUCUCCAUCAGAACGGAGACUCUGCUGGUUCUGAUGACUCAGUGUUUCACGACGGUGGAGCUCUCUGCCGCCUCCCGGUGGCCGCACGACAGAAAUAACUUGGGGACAGGUGGCCACUGGGGGCAGCAGAGAGCUGGGAUGGACCGGUUCUGUUCAGGCUUUUAGAACCCAUCUGUGUCUCCAUGUAGAACCAGCUACAGAACCAGACCAAAACCUGCUUGGCAGUUAUUCUCCAAAUACUGGAUGCGUUUCAGACGGGUUCUGACCCAGCAGGUCCGAAAGGUUCCUGCUGCGGUUCCACCUGUUUCAGGAAGUUUAGAAUAAAUUGUGAAAAAAAGAAUAAAAACAUGAAGAAAAUAUUAAAAUAGAUCAAAUAAAUUCUUGCGUUGGACUGCAUCGAUCCGGUCCUGUUUGGACCUCCAUAGCCGAGUCAUCCGGUCCAUCAGAACCACCACUCAGAGUCUAACUGGGUCACAGGAGGCUGGACUUUCCACGAUCCAAUUUUCAUCUCAGUACCUUUUCUGGUUUUUCCACAAUCCAAGAGACUGGAACCGAGUCAGAGAACCUGGUUCCCAACAGAACCAGUAGAACCGGGUCAGUGAGGAGAAGCUGCUUCUGAUUGAAGGAGGAU
Molecule: messenger RNA, 5424 nt
Organism: Xiphophorus maculatus (southern platyfish)
Lineage: Eukaryota; Metazoa; Chordata; Actinopteri; Cyprinodontiformes; Poeciliidae
Product: atrial natriuretic peptide receptor 1-like
Exons: 21
Coding region: 1341-4562 (1073 amino acids)
Biological process (GO): intracellular signal transduction; receptor guanylyl cyclase signaling pathway; cGMP biosynthetic process
Cellular component (GO): membrane
Molecular function (GO): peptide receptor activity; protein kinase activity; ATP binding
Source: RefSeq, a predicted model, not a curated record